Messenger RNA from Pteropus alecto (black flying fox), 4719 nucleotides. RefSeq names its product cingulin (gene CGN). Gene Ontology annotation, cellular component: myosin complex. The record is from RefSeq and is a predicted model, not a curated record. The transcript is spliced from 21 exons. NCBI's taxonomy places the organism in Eukaryota, Metazoa, Chordata, Mammalia, Chiroptera, Pteropodidae. The coding region runs from base 119 to 3391 and encodes 1090 amino acids.
GGAGGGACGAGGGGGAGGGCCCCGGAGCCGCGCGUGCAGCUCCGCCGGAGCCGGAGCCCGAACCCGAGCUCGAGCUCGGGAGCGCCGGGCCGGGCUGGGCUGGGGACCCCUCCUGCCCAUGGAGCAGGCGUUCACCAUGGCCGAGCCCCGGGGCCCCGUAGACCACGGAGUCCAGAUUCGCUUCAUCACAGAGCCGGCGGGGGCCACAGAGAUGGGCACCCUGCGUCACGGGGGGCGACGCCCGGCUAAGGACGCCAGAGCCAGUACCUACGGGGUCGCCGUGCGCGUGCAGGGCAUCGCGGGGCAGCCUUUUGUGGUGCUCAACAGCGGGGAGAAGGGCAGCGACUCCUUUGGGGUCCAAAUCAAGGGGGACAACCACCGAGGGGCCCCGGGAGCCCUGAGCCCCGACUCGGAGCCCCCCGAGAGCCGCUACUCUCAGGCUAAGGAGUUUCCCGGCCCGUUGCGGGACAUCGCGUCCGACGAGGAGGAGCCUGGGGCCCGCUGCUCGGGGCGGCUCCUCCGCUCCCAGUCCCAGGCGUCGCUGACCGGCCCGGUCCCCAUGGCUCAGGGCAGCAGGAGCACCAGCAUGCUGGAGCUGGCCCCCCAGGGCGCCUCCCCAGGGAGCGCCAUUGACACGGCGCCCCUGUCUUCCGUGGACUCGCUCUUCAAAUCGACUCCAGACCUUCUCCGAGACCAGCAGGAGGCAGCCCCACCCGGCGGUGUAGACCACGUGAAGGCGGCCAUCUAUGGCAUCCUGAGGGAGGGAAGCCCAGAAAGUGAAACUUCUGUAAGGAGGAAGGUCAGUUUGGUGCUGGAGCAGAUGCAGCCUCUGGUGGCUUCUCCUGGUUCUUCUAAGGCCCUGGCAGGGCAGGGCGAACUCACCCGAAAAGUGGCGGAGCUUCAGCAGAAGCUGGAUGAAGAGGUGAAGAAGCGGCAGAAGCUAGAGCCCUCCCGGGUGGGGCUGGAGCGGCAGCUGGAGGAGAAGGAGGAAGAGUGCGGCCGCCUGCAGGAGCUGCUGGGGCGGAGGCUGGGGGAGGCCCAGCAGAGCACCAAGGAGCUCCAGAACAUGAAGCUCCUCCUGGACCAGAGUGAAAGGGUACGACGCGGGCUGGAGACCCAGGUGAUGGAGCUGCAGGACCAGCUGAAGCAGGCCCAGGCCCCUGAGCCUGCCAAGGAGGUGCUGAGGAAGGACCUGUUAGAGACCCGGGAACUUCUGGAAGAGGUCUUGGAGGGGAAACAGCGGCUCGAGGAGCAGCUGAGGCUGCGGGAGCGCGAGCUGACAGCCCUGAAGGGGGCCCUGAAGGAGGAGGUGGCCUCCCGGGACCAGGAGGUGGAGCAGGUCCGGCAGCAGUACCAGCGAGACGCGGAGCAGCUUCGCCGGAGCAUGCAGGACGCGACCCAGGACCAUGUGGCAUUAGAGGCCGAGAAGCAGAAGAUGUCAGCCUUGGUGCGGGGGCUGCAGAGGGAGCUGGAGGAGACCUCAGAGGAGACGGGGCAUUGGCAGAACAUGUUCCAGAAGAACAAGGAGGAGCUCAGAGCCACCAAGCAGGAACUUCUGCAGCUGCGAAUGGAGAAGGAGGAGAUGGAAGAGGAGCUCACGGAGAAGAUAGAGGCCUUGCAGAGGGAAUUAGGGCAGGCCCGAGCUGGAGCUGGAGAUUCUCGCCAGGUGGAGGAGCUCAAGAAGGAUCUGUGCCGGGCACAGGAGGAGCUCAAGGACCUGCGGGCCGAGCGGCAGAGCCAGGAGGUGGCCGGGCGGCUCCGGGAGCGGGAGCUGGAGAAGCAGCUGAGGGCCGAGACUGACCGAGGCCGGGGCCUGGAGCAGCAGAACGUCCAGCUGCAAAAGACCCUCCAGCAACUGAGACAGGACUGUGAAGACGCUUCCAAGGCUCAGAUGGCAGCAGAGGCAGAGGCGGCAGUGCUGGGGCAACGCCGGACAGCAGUGGAGACGACGCUUCGGGAGACCCAGGAGGAGAAUGACGAAUUCCGACGGUGCAUCCUGGGUCUGGAGCAGCAGCUGAAGGAGGCGCGAGGCCUGGCGGAGGGUGGGGAAGUGGCGGAGGCUCGGCUUCGGGACAAGGUGCAGCGGCUGGAGGCAGAGAAGCAGCGGCUAGAGGGGGCCCUGGACGCAGCUCAGGAAGAGGAAGGGAGCCUGGCCGCGGCCAAGCGGGCCCUGGAGGCACGGCUGGACGAGGCCCAGCGGGCGCUGGCCCGCAUGGCGCAGGAGCAGCAGGCACUGAGCCGGGCCCUGGAGGAGGAGGGCAAGCAGCGGGAGGCGCUGCGGCAGGCCAAGGCCGAGCUGGAGGAGCAGAAGCGCCUGCUGGACAGGACUGUGGCCCGGCUGAACAAGGAGCUGGAGCAGAUCGGGGACGACUCCAGGCAGGCCCUGCAGCAGCUCCAGGCCCAGCUGGAGGAGUACAAGGAGAAGGCCCGGCGGGAGGUGGCGGACGCCCAGCGCCAGGCCAAGGAGUGGGCCAGUGAGGCUGAGAAGAACUCCGGGGGGCUGAGCCGGCUUCAGGAUGAGACCCAGAGGCUGCGACAGGCCCUGCAGGCGUCCCAGGCCGAUAGGGACACAGCCCAGCUGGACAAGGAGCUGCUGGCCCAGCGGCUGCAGGGGCUGGAGCAAGAGGCAGAAAACAAAAAACGCUCCCAGGAUGACAGGACCCGGCAACUCAAGGGCCUUGAGGAAAAAGUCUCGCGGCUGGAGGCGGAGUUGGACGAGGAGAGGAGCACUGUGGAGCUGCUGACGGACCGGGUGAACCGCGGCCGGGACCAGGUAGACCAGCUGAGGACAGAGCUCAUGCAGGAGAGGUCCGCCCGGCAGGACCUGGAGUGUGACAAGAUCUCCCUGGAGAGACAGAACAAGGACUUGAAGAGCCGGUUGGCCAGCUCAGAAGGCUUCCAGAAGCCCAGCAGCAGCUUCUCGCAGCUCGAAUCUCAGAAUCGGGAGUUGCAGGAGCGGCUGCAGGCUGAAGAGAGGGAGAAGACGGUUCUGCAGUCCACCAACCGAAAACUGGAGCGGAGGGUUAAAGAGCUGUCCAUCCAGAUCGAUGAUGAGCGGCAGCACGUCAAUGACCAGAAGGACCAGCUAAGCCUGAAGGUGAAGGCCUUGAAGCGGCAGGUGGAUGAAGCAGAAGAGGAAAUCGAGCGACUGGACGGCUUGCGGAAGAAGGCGCAGCGCGAGCUGGAGGAGCAGCACGAGGUCAACGAACAGCUCCAGGCGCGGAUCAAAGCCGUGGAGAAGGACUCCUGGCGCAAAGCUUCCCGCUCGGCUGCCGAGUCCGCCCUCCAACACGAGGGGCUGAGCUCAGACGAGGAGUUCGACAGGGUCUACGACCCCUCCUCCAUCGCAUCGCUGCUCACAGAGAGCAACCUGCAGACCAGCUCCUGUUAGCUCGCGGUCCGCAGCGGCCCCGAAGCCGCGGCUCGAGGCCCAGCCUGGCCAGCCGCGCUCUGCCCUGCCCAGCCUCACGUCCCUCAGCGCUGCGGGGGACCCGACGAUUCACACCCGCGACGGGGAGGGGCAUGCGUGAUGGAGGUAUAAGGGCAUCGAAAGGGCAUCGGCGCCAAGCUGGGGGAUGGAUGGACCUUCUUCCUCCGGAGGAGUGGGCACCUUAGGCGAGCGCCCUCCCUUUAAGUCCACACCCUCCCUCUUCUCCCGCACAGCAGCAGGGUGGUCGGCAUCUAGGUAGAGGGGGAUUGAGCAGGACAGGAAGGGAGGGAAACUGCCAUGUAUGUAAAGCUUUAUUCUUUAACCCUUAACCCUCAGGCUCAGGGAAAUCUCCUAGGUGAUUCUGCUCCUUUGACUCUCGCCCUGAAGUGGGGCGAGGGGGAUGUUAUGGGUGACAGGGGACACGCCGGUGUGGCUCUGGGCGCUCCAUGCGCCUCUUUGCACAGUUCUGGGCCCACGUGGUAGUCCCCACCUUCCCGCAUUUCUGUUUUUCUGUCUUCCCCAAGCCAGUGGGUCCAGGGGCCCCUUUCUCCUCCCCUUCCCUUCCUCGCCAUCCCUCCCUUCCUUCUUACCUCUCAGUGCCUUAGCCAUGGCGAGGAGAUAGGAAUGUUCUUGCCUUUUACACUUGCACAUUCAUACCUCUCCAAGGACCGGCCUUUCCCCACCUGGGGACCCCAGCUUUCCCGGUUGCCCCAGGGGCUGGUCUGGAGAGCUACCGGCAUCUCUGCCAGCGAGCCCCUGGGAGAGGGACUUUGGUAGCGCCAUGAUGCGGUGGUGGGGCCUGGUUCUGCUCAGGAUUUCCACCCUCCUCUCCCUUUGCGACUGUGGGUGUGUUUAUUAAAUGGCUGCACCUGGGAACCGCGACAACUGUCUACACAAGUUGAAAAGCAAAGGUUCUGGUCCCUGUGGACAUCCCUGUGGACAUCUAUGACCAAAUGUGCCCACCCAGGAGCUGGUCCACAGUGGGGACCCAGGGGACCCUCUUUAUCUUAGGAGCCUUGGACCUAUUACAGAGCUUUCUGCCUGGGAUAGAGGCUGACUCUUGGUAGCAAUUGGAAGAGGCAGUGGGGGGUUCAGUCCUCCUCUGGGUUUUGGGGAGAGCCAAGCCCUGGUGGGGAAGAGGUGAGAGAGAUGAUUCAUCCCUUAUUUCCUAAGUAGGCUCUGUGAGAAGCCUGGGGGAAGAAGAAGGCUGUUCUCACCAAUGACAUGUAAUUUCAUGAUUUAAAAAACAUUCUCUGCAAAUCAGAUAUUUUCUCUCAAACAAAUCCAGC